CUCCUCCCAGCCAAGUUACCGUGCGACACCUUUGGACUGGCGAAGUGUGGGGAAACGCUGGUACUCGCUGCUUUUUUAACGCGUGUCCCGUCAGCCGGAGCGGUGUCCGGACGAUGCAGCUGUGCCGCAGCGGCCCACGGACGUUUUUAAAAGUUCCAUUUUGAGGGUUGAGCUCGGGUCCGGGGAGGGAGGUGGAGUGGAGCUAGUUCCGCCUCGUCUGGGUGAUGGACAGCAGCCGCGACAAGUGUCAAAACUAACCACCGCUCCGACGCGAACAAGGAAAAAAAAAAAAAAAAAAAAGAAACAGGCUGAGGAACUCCGUCUGCGGCGUCUCCACACAGGUGAAGCGGGUCACUGUGGGGGGGAAAAGAGGCCUGUCUACUUGUUCUGACAGGCAGCCGGGCUGGAGGCAGAGAUCUACGCCCUGCUGGGACUGCACAGGCUCAGAAACGAGACAAAAGGAAACUGCACUUUAUUGUAUUUGUUCUCGAUCGGCUGCAUUGUGAUCAGGAGUGAUCACUCUGCUAGGAAGGAAUCCUGCUGGAACCAGAAGACGCCGGCAGUCUGCAGUUCUGAUCGGUGAUCAAUGGUUUUCAGUCAAGGAUCUGCUGAGUGCUGAGUUCUGGACACGGUGAUGGAAAACCCCGAGGAUGAGGUCGACCUGCAGCAGAGCUCGACAGGAGGCGAAGAGGGAAACUCCAGUGGAGGAUCGCCGCCAAGUAAACGCAAAGGGAAGUUUUCCAAGAUGGGACGAAUCUUCAAACCCUGGAAGUGGAGGAAGAAGAAACCGAGCGAGAAGAUCGCAGAGGCAUCUAUAGCCUUGGAACGAAAGAUUUCUGUUCGGAAGAGUCGACAAGAGCUGAUUGACAGAGGAGUUCUCAAGGAAAUACCAGAGAACGAGAGCAACGAUGUGAACCACGUCAAAGGCCCACCGGUUAAAAAUGGCCACCCGGUGCCGAUGGACGUGGACAAGCUGCUGGAAAGCGCGGAGCGAGUGUCUCGUGCGGACUCCGACCUGAAGGGGAACGCCCUCAGGGUGCCUCAGCCCGAGGAGCGGGGUCGGGGCCGGGCGUCGUCGGACGCCUCCCGCAGCAACCGGGCGCCUCUGGACGUGGACUCUCACGCGCGGCUCGCCGUGGACGCGGACCGGCGGAUCCGCCUGCCGUCAGAUGUGGAGAAGAGGGGAGGAUCUUUACCUCGAGGUCCUCAGCAAGACGACCGGUACCGCAGAGACGAGAGGCGAGACGGAAGAGACGACAGGAGGGAGAGGGAGGAUGCGGAAAGGAGGGACUGGCGGGACGAACGGGAAAGAGAUGGAGGCGGUGACCGGAGAGAAGACAGAGAUUUUAGAGAGAGGCGCGAAUGGAGAGAUGACCGAGAUAGAAGAGACGAAAGAACAGACAGAGACAGAGAACGGAGAGACCGCGACGAGAGGGAAAGACGGGAUCGGGACGAGAGAGAGCGACGAGAUCGAGAAGAGAGAGAAAGGAGGGAUCGGGAUGAAAAGGAGAGAAGAGACCGAGACGAGAGAGAGCGGAGGGAUCGGGACGAGCGGGAGAGAAGAGACCGGGACGAGAGGGAAAGGAGGGAUCGGGAUGAACGAGAAAGAAGAGAUCGGGAGGAGAGGGAGAGGAGAGACCGCGACGAAAGAGAACACCGAGACAGGGAGGAGAGGGAGAGGAAGGAGCGCGAUGACAGAGACAGGAGGGACGACAGAGAUCGGCGUCCCGACAGAGACAACCGAGACGACCGAGAGCGAGACGACAGGGAGAGGAAAGACGCUCGAGCGGAGAGAGAUGAGAGAGACAGAGAGCGGAGAGAGGACAGGGACAAGAGAAGCGAACGAGAGCGUCGUGAGGAGAAGCGGGAGAGGCCGGGCCCUCAGCUGUCUCUAGACGAGUCCCGACGAGGCUUCAGGCCUCAGUCCGACAUCGACCUGAGGCCUCCCCUCCAGAAGAGCUCCUCCGAGGACGCCAAGAAGACCCGGCCCGCCUCGGAGUCGGACAAAAGGACCACGCUGCCCAGAUACGCCCCGCCAGCGGAGUUCAGAGAACGUGCAGAGUCCGCCGUCGUCCGCUUUGUUCCCGAGCCGCGUCCAGCGCCGGACUCCCAGCAGGACCCGACCCCGCCUCACCCCAAGCAAGCUCUGCUCCCUCCCAAAUUCCUCACCAGCCAAUCAGCUGACAGAGCUCCGACCCCGCCCUCCUCCUCAUCCUCCUCCUCGUCCUCGUCCUCUUCCUCCUCCUCCUCAUCCUCCGCCGCCCCGGCCGUGGCCAAGCCGCCGAGGACGGUGUCCCUGAUAGUGGACGACCAGUCUCGGCCCGCGCCGGUGCCCGACUCCGACACGCCGCCCCCCGUCCCUCCCCACGCCAAGCAGCCUCCCGUCCCCCCACCCAAACCCACCAACCGCAACAGCAACCCCGCACUGCUGGCUUCCUCCUCGCUGCACAGGGGCUCAAAGGUCCGGCAGCCUUGCUACUGGACCGGCUGGAAGCGGCACGGCGAGCUGGGCCUCUACCUGUCUCUGCCCGUGUACCUGCGCCACACGGCUUGCCAGACCUACUCAGCGGAGCUUUCUCAGGGCGGCAGCGGCCUCAUCGUCGUCCCGGCGCCUUCGAAACGUUCUCCCCCAACCCCGCCGAAGAGGAUGACCCCCGUCACCAAGCGGCACUCUACGGAUACCUCCCCACCCAGACAGGUCCCGGAGAUACCCGCCGCCGCCGAGCCUUCCCCGGCCCCGGCGCCCGCUCCCCCCGCCCCCUCCAGAGCGGACAACGGCGACGACAGGAUGAACUUAUCCCUUCAGGCCGCCGCCGAGCUGCUGCCUCCUCCGCCCUCACACAUCCCCCCGUCUCCGCCCAGGGUUCAGUCCCUGCAGCCGCCCGGCGCUGGCUCCACCGCCGGCCCGGUGCCCACGGUGCACACCGACCCCCCGAGCCCCACCACCGAGCCCCCCAGCCAGCCCCCGGCCAUCCCCCUGCACAUCCUGAUCCAGAGGGCUCUGGCCAGCCCCGGCCCGGUGCAGCUCAACCCGGACAGCUCCCAGAGGGCCCACUCGCUGCUGUUCGAGUCUCCACCGGACUUCCUGACGGAGGCCGGGACCAACCCUCGCCACUCGCUACCCAUCACCAUCGAACCGCUACGCCUGCCGGAAGACGACGACUUCGACCUGGAGGAGGAGAUGAGGAAGCUGCAGCCUCAGAGGCCUCCUCGCCAGCUGGAGGCGCGCAGCCGGAGGGCCAUGGUGGGAGACCCCCGGGUGAGCGUCAUCCCCGAGGGAGGGGGCCCCGGGGACAGCGAGGAGGAGGAGGAGGAGUCCGACUCCGACGGCCCCAUCCUCUACAGGGACGAGGACGACGACGAGGACGAGGAAGGUCCUCCGAGCGGUCUGGCCAGCCGGGUGAAGAGGAAGGACACGCUGGCCCUGAAGCUGGAGAGACAGGAGAGGGAGGCGCACGACAACCCGGAGAACCAGGACGGCAUGAGCUGGCAGAGCCGGGAGCAGUGGGUGGCCGUGAGGGACAAGAUCGGCACCACGCUGACACGGCGGCUGAGCCAGAGGCCGACGGCCGAGGAGCUGGAGCAGAGGAACAUCCUCCAGGCCAAGAACGAAGAGGAUCGUCUGCUGGAGCGACGCGAGAUCAAACGGAGGCUCACCAGGAAGCUCUCCCAGAGACCCACCGUGGCCGAGCUGCAGGCCCGGAAGAUCCUCCGCUUCCACGAGUACGUGGAGUCCACCCACGCCCACGACUACGACCGGCGGGCCGACAAACCCUGGACCAAGCUCACUCCGGCCGACAAGGCCGCCAUCCGCAAGGAGCUCAACGAAUUCAAGAGUUCGGAGAUGGAGGUUCACGAGGACAGUCGGAUCUACACCCGCUUCCACCGGCCCUGAACCGAACCGGGUUCCCUCAGACCGGGUCAGGAUGGAGGACCGGCCCCCUCCCAGGACCGAGCCAAAGCCGGAAGGAGCUCGUCCGGUGCCAAGAGGAGCGUCUCCUCCUCCUCCUCUUCCUCUUCCUCGUGCCUUCGCCUGUACAUUAC
Molecule: messenger RNA, 4044 nt
Organism: Salarias fasciatus (jewelled blenny)
Lineage: Eukaryota; Metazoa; Chordata; Actinopteri; Blenniiformes; Blenniidae
Gene: phactr4a
Product: phosphatase and actin regulator 4a
Exons: 17
Coding region: 635-3895 (1086 amino acids)
Biological process (GO): neural crest cell migration; actin cytoskeleton organization
Molecular function (GO): actin binding
Source: RefSeq, a predicted model, not a curated record